AGCGCCGCAAUCACGCCUCAGUUUCGUAUCCUUGGAUGGAACAUUCAUCUUGUCUGUGGCCCAGAGGAGGAUCAUUUUGCAGGCUUAUAUCAUCCACCCAGCAGCAACAGCUUGACCUACGGCGACAUCAUCAACGAGUUGUGUCUUUGCUUCAAUAUCACAGCGUCUGGUGUGACAGAUGACUCCUGGGGUGAUGUUGCAUUUGGAUACCUUGGUUCGGUGGGUGCAAGCCUGCAACCACUUGGUGGACCUGCGACCACAGCUACUCCCUCAUCGCCCAGGUUGAUUCACGGACAAGAGCUUGACCAGUCUGUUUCAACACCCCCGGGUGAUCCCUCUGGUGAACAACGGCCGCCGAUUGUGCGUCUUCACGUCGUGCGUCAUAAAGAUUGCAAGAUCGCCGCCGAGACAUCGCUGAAGGGACAUCUGCAAGCUGGAUGUGCCAAGCACAUUCCUUAUCCAUCCCUCCGGCGCGAUGAUCGCUAUCUUCCCCCCAACAAACCAUCCACUGAUUGCCGCUUUUCGCGAUUCCCAUAUCGCAAGACAAUCCGCGCCCGGGGUUCCCAAUCUCCUCCGAAGCGUUCCGCCUCAGGCUCCGCGUCGCCGACUAAGGAUCCGGCGUUGAACCAAGUCGAGGACGUCACGGAUCUUGUCGCCCCGCCAGACUUUGACAUCCCCAUCGAAACGGCCCGGCAGACCAUGGCCUCGUUCCGCAACUCAUGUUUGAGCGGCACUGCCAGGUGUGCCAUCACAGGCAAAGGUCGGUCCUGGUAUAUGAAUCCAACCGUCGGUCUUGGAGUGCAGGCAUGUCAUAUCGUGCCUCAGCAGCAUUACCACGUCUACCCGGUCCCAAGCUCUUUCCCAGGGGGUAGAUACGAUCCUCGGCGACUACGAGCGGCUUGGGAGCGAACAUGGUCCGCCAAGAACGGACUGUUGCUGUUCAGCCAUCUGCACGAACUUUUCGAUGCCAGGCUCUUUUCCAUCCAUCCCGACACCCUGCGGAUACGCGUCUUUAUGCCGUAUGAUGUGCUCCUCGACUACCACGGUGUUCUUGCCCAGCUAUCUCCAACUGUUGAUCGCAGAGCGCUGCGUCAUCACUACGACAUGUGCUGUAUUGAGAACAUGGCUGCCGACAUGCCC
This is a messenger RNA of Fusarium vanettenii 77-13-4, 1140 nucleotides long. RefSeq lists its product as uncharacterized. The transcript is spliced from 2 exons. The record is from RefSeq and is a predicted model, not a curated record. The annotation marks the transcript as partial. Lineage: Eukaryota; Fungi; Ascomycota; Sordariomycetes; Hypocreales; Nectriaceae.